This is a messenger RNA of Hevea brasiliensis (rubber tree), 690 nucleotides long. Its product is annotated as peroxisomal adenine nucleotide carrier 1-like. Lineage: Eukaryota; Viridiplantae; Streptophyta; Magnoliopsida; Malpighiales; Euphorbiaceae. The record is from RefSeq and is a predicted model, not a curated record. Gene Ontology annotation, cellular component: peroxisomal membrane. Gene Ontology annotation, molecular function: ATP transmembrane transporter activity; ADP transmembrane transporter activity. The transcript is spliced from 2 exons. Bases 242 to 628 code for a protein of 128 amino acids. Gene Ontology annotation, biological process: peroxisome organization; ATP transport; ADP transport.
GUCAAUCGCCGUUAAUUCACUUAACAUCAUGUUUCUUCGACUACCAAGAAAACGCCAACGAAUGCAUAUUGUUUCCAUCAUUUUCCCAUGCCUGCUCGUUUCAUUUUCUCUGUUUCUAGCUGCCUCCCUUUCUUUUUCUCUCGACUAUCAUUAUAAUCAACAUUAAUCUAAUUUUUUAAGUGAUCCCUACCUCAAUCUCUGAUUUUGAAAAGGCCUGAGCUUGCUUAUAAUAUUUGGAGACAUGGGUGUUGAUCUUGAAUCUCUUUCAGAGGCAACCUCUGGUGCCAUUGGCUCCUUGCUCAGUACGACGAUCUUGUACCCUCUUGAUACAUGUAAGACCAAGUAUCAAGCCGAGGUUCGUGCUCACGGCCAGCGAAAAUACAGGCACCUUUCUGAUGUUUUAUGGGAAGCGCUAUCCAAUGGGCAAAUUCUUUCAUUGUAUCAAGGCUUAGGGACCAAAAAUCUGCAGUCUUUCAUUUCACAGUUUGUCUACUUCUAUGGGUACAGCUACUUUAAAAGGCUAUAUCUGGAAAAAAGUGGUUUCAAAAGUAUUGGAACGAAAGCUAACUUGAUUAUUGCUGCUGCUGCUGGUGCUUGCACUGCCAUCGUGACUCAGUUGUGUCAUUAACCAUCAUUUUCCAAGUCAAGCUGUCAUUUCCUGAACACAAUAAAAAAUGUUUAAUGCUGUAA